This is a messenger RNA of Nomascus leucogenys (northern white-cheeked gibbon), 6553 nucleotides long. The record is from RefSeq and is a predicted model, not a curated record. NCBI's taxonomy places the organism in Eukaryota, Metazoa, Chordata, Mammalia, Primates, Hylobatidae.
AUGGCGGCCCUGCUUGGCCUCAGGCAGAGUCUCUCGUGCAGAAACACUGCACAGUGGGUGAGGGCUGUUCUGGGUUCUCGUGUUCUCGUCCUGAAGGUGCAGAAACGCUGCACAGUGCAGAAACACUGCACAGUGGGUGAGGGCUGUUCUGGUUCUCAUGUUCCCAUCCUGAAGGUGCAGAAACACUGCACGGAGGGUGAGGGCUGUUCUGGUUCUCGUGUUCCCGUCCUGAAGGUGCAGAAACACUGCACAGUGGGCGAGGGCUGUUCUGGUUCUCAUGUUCCCGUCCUGAAGUGGGGGAAACACUCCACAUGGGUGCAGAAACACUGCACAGUGGGUGAGGGCUGUUCUGGUUCUCGUGUUCUCGUCCUGAAGGUGGAGAAACACUGCACAGUGGGCGAGGGCUGUUCUGGUUCUCAUGUUCCCGUCCUGAAGUGGGGGAAACACUCCACAUGGGUGCAGAAACACUGCACAGUGGGCGAGGGCUGUUUGGGUUCUCGUGUUCCCGUCCUGAAGGUGCAGAAACACUGCACAGUGGGCGAGGGCUGUUCUGGGUUCUCGUGUUCCCGUCCUGAAGUGGAGAAACACUGCAGAGUGGGUGAGGGCUGUUCUGGUUCUCGUGUUCCCGUGCUGAAGGAGGAGAAAAACUCCACGGAUCUGGAAUCUCUUGAUGCCUAUAUCCAGAGGACGCUGUCUGCCUUGUACCCACCAUUUGAAGCCACGGCAGCCACGGUUCUCUGGCAGCUGUUCAGCAUGGCCGAGAGGUGCCACAGUGGGGACGGGCUGCACUGCCUCACCAGCUUCCUCCUCCCAGCCAAGAGGGCCCUGCAGCACCUGCAGCAGGAAGCCUGUGCCAGGUACAGGGGUCUGGUCUUCCUGCACCCAGGCUGGCCGCUGUGCGCCGAUGAGAAGGUGGUGGUGCAGCUGGCGUCCCUGCACGGAGUCAGGCUCCAGCCCGGGGACUUCUACCUGCAGGUCACAUCGGCGGGGAGGCAGUCAGCUAGACUGGUCUUGAAAUGCCUGUCCCGGCUGGGAAGGGGCACAGAGGAAGUCACCAUCCCUGAGGCCAUGUAUGGUUGCGUCUUCACGGGGGCGUUCCUGGAGUGGGUGAACCGGGAGCGGCGCCACGUCCCCCUGCAAACCUGCUUGCUGACCUCAGGCUUGGCCAUCCACCGAGCCCCGUGGAGCGACCUCACUGACCCUGUCUUUGUCCCCAGCCCUGGAGCCAUCCUGCAGAGCUGCUCCAGCUGCACAGGUCCUGAGCGGCUGCCCAGCAGCCCCUCAGAGGCCCCAGUCCCCACCCAAGCCCUGGCAGGCCCCCAUUUCCAGGGAAGCACCUCUUGCCCCGACACCCUGACCCCACCCUGCCGCCGAGGGCGUACGGGCAGCGACCAGCUCAGGCACCUUCCUUACCCAGAAAGAGCCGAGCUGGGAAGCCCCAGGACCCUGUCUGGAAGCUCAGACAGGGACUUCGAAAAGGUCAGCCCCUCAGAGCAGAGCCCACGGAUGCCCCCUGAGAACGGGGGGUUGGGGGAGAGGCCGGACGCCGUGGAUCAGGAGGAUGGCCCCAAGGCCCUCACCGUCCACACAGACCUGGGCAUCCCGAGCAGCAGGCGGCAGCUGCCGGGGGACCCCACUUUUGUGCAGCCUAGACGCUGGUUUAGGGAGUCAUACAUGGAGGCCCUGCGGAACCCCAUGCCCUUGGGCAGCUCUGAGGAGGCCGUCGGGAACUCGACCUGCAGCUCCCUGGCUGGAGCCAGCAGGGACCUGGGGACUGGGGCAGCAGCCAGUGGGACCCAGGAGGAAACCUCCGGCCCCCGGGGAGACCCCCAACAGACCCCAAGUGUAGAGGAGAGGCACAUGCCCAGCCGGGCAGGUCAAGGAGCUGCAGGGCGGACCUUUCCGAGGAGAUCUCGGUCCCAGGAAAGGGCACCCAGAAGCUCUGGAGGGGCCCAGGCUGCAGCCUGCCACACCUCCCACCACUCAGCAGGCGCCAGGCCUGGGGGCCGCCUAGGAGGACAAGCUGUGGGGACCCCAAACUGUGUCCCGGUGGAGGGUCCCGGCUGCACCAAAGAGGAAGACGUUCUUGCGUCCUCAGCCUGAGUCAUCACAGACGGCGGCAGCCGCCAUUGCCCCCACCCCAGCGGGCCUUCCGAUGUGCCUGCCCAGCAGCCACACCCUGAGCAAGAAGGGUGGCCACCCGGCACAGGAGGCUUCCCCAGCCAGGUGCCCAAGCAGGUGCUGGACGUCAACCAGGAGCUGCUGCAGUCUGGGGUCGUCACCCUCCCAGGGACCCGAGACCGUCACGGCAGAGCAGUGGUGCAGGUCCGCACCAGGAGCCUGCCCUGGACCAGGGAACACUCGUCCUGCGCUGAGCUGACCCGCCUGCUGCUGUACUUCCAUAGCAUCCCCAGGAAGGAGGUCCGGGACCUGGGGCUGGUCGUCCUGGUGGAUGCACGCAGGAGUCCAGCCGCCCCUGCCGUCUCCCAGGCCCUCGCGGGAUUGCAGAACAACACAUCUAUAAUUCAUAGUAUCUUGCUGUUGGUAGAUAAAGAAUCUGCAUUUAGGCCUGACAAGGAUGCAGUAAUUCAGUGUGAGGUCGUGAGCUCCCUGAAGGCCCUGCACAAAUUUGUUGACAGCUGCCAGCUGACUGCAGACCUCGAUGGCUCCUUUCCCUACAGCCAUGGUGACUGGAUCUGCUUCCGUCAGAGGCUGGAACACUUCGCUGCAAACUGCGAAGAAGCCGUCAUUUUCCUACAGAAUUCAUUCUGCUCCCUGAACACCCACAGAACCCCAAGAACAGCCCAGGAAGUCACCGAGUUAAUUUACCAGCACGAGACGAUUAUGAAGCUUGUCCUGGAAGACCCACUGCUCGUGUCUCUCAGGCUGGAGGGGGGCACCGUCCUGGCGCGGCUGAGGAGAGAAGAGCUUGGCACAGAAGACAGCCGGGACACCCUGGAGGCCGCCACAAGCCUGUACGACCGAGUGGACGAGGAGGUGCACAGGCUGGUCCUCGCCUCAAACAAUCGCCUCCAGCAGCUGGAGCGCCUCCAGGAGCUGGCGUCACUCCUGGAAGGGAAUGACCAGCAAUCCUGCCAGAAAGGACUACAGCUGGCGAAGGAGAACCCGCAACAUACAGAGGAAAUGGUCCAGGAUUUCAGAAGGGGCCUGAGCGCCGUGGUCAGCCAGGCUGAGUGCAGGGAGGGAGAGCUGGCCAGGUGGACCCGCCCGUCCGAGUUGUGCGAGACGGUGAGCAGCUGGAUGGGGCCCCUGGACCCGGAGGCUUAUCCCUCCUCACCUGUGGCUGAGUGUUUGAGGAGCUGUCACCAGGAGGCUACCUCAGUGGCUGCAGAGGCCUUCCCCGGGGCAGGUGUGGCAGUGCUGAAGCCUCAUGCCCUGGGGAGACCGUGGGCAUCACAGCAAGACCUGUGGCUGCAGUGCCCCCAGACCCGGCUCCAUCUGGAAGAGGCCCUUUCUGAGGCCGCCCGAGGCCCCAGCACGGACACUGAGGGUGGCGCCUGGGAACCCACCCGACCACUGUCCGGCCUCCCUGGACGAGCGCUUCUGUGUGGACAAGAUGGGGAGACCCUGGGCCCAGGGCUGUGUGCUCCAUGGGACCCACUAUCCCCCCUCGGGGGCCUUCCAGGGGCAGGGGCCACCACGGCCCACCUGGAGGACAGCUCUGCCUGCUCCUAUGAGCCCACCCAGGCCCUGGCCAGCCGCCCCAGGAAACAUCCCCAGAAGAAAAUGAUAAAGAAAACGCAAAGUUUUGAGAUACCUCAGCCCGACAGUGGCCCCAGGGACUCCUGCCAGCCAAGCCAUACUGGUGUCUUCAGCAAGGGCCUGGAGGUAACCAGCACUGUAGCCACGGAGAAGAAGUUCCCGCUGCAGCCGCGUGCCAGGAGCCCCCCGGUCACUCGGAGCCGGAGUCUGUCCUCCCCCUCGGGGCUCCACCCUGCUGAGGAGGACGGGAGGCAGCAGGUGGACAGCAGCCGACUGAGGCACAUCAUGGCCGAGAUGAUCGCCACAGAGAGGGAGUACGUUCGGUGCUUAGGAUAUGUCAUCGACAACUAUUUUCCAGAAAUGGAAAGAAUGGACCUGCCCCAGGGCCUUCGAGGGAAGCACCACGUUAUUUUCGGCAACUUGCAGAAGCUCCACGACUUCCACCAGCAGCACUUCCUCCGGGAGCUGGAGCACUGCCGGCACUGCCCCUUGGCCGUGGGCCGCAGUUUCCUGAGACAUGAAGAGCAGUUUGGGAUGUACGUGAUCUACAGCAAAAACAAGCCACAGUCGAACGCCCUGCUCAGCAGCCACGGCAACGCCUUCUUCAAGGACAAGCAGCGGGAGCUGGGUGACAAGAUGGACCUGGCCUCCUACCUGCUGCGGCCCGUGCAGCGUGUGGCCAAGUACGCGCUGCUGCUCCGGGACCUGCUCGAGGAGGCCAGCCGUGGCCUGGCCCAGGGGCAGGAGCUGGGCGAGCUCCGAGCCGCCGAGGUCGUAGUCUGCUUCCAGCUGCGUCACGGCAAUGACCUGCUGGCCAUGGACGCCAUCCGCGGCUGCGACGUGAAUUUGAAGGAACAGGGGCAGCUGAGAUGCCGGGAUGAGUUUAUCGUUUGCUGCGGGAGGAAGAAGUAUCUGAGGCAUGUGUUCCUCUUUGAAGACCUCAUCCUGUUUAGCAAGACCCAGAAGGUGGAGGGCGGCCACGACAUCUACCUGUACAAGCAGUCUUUCAAGACGGCCGAGAUCGGGAUGACAGAGAACGUCGGGGACACUGGCUUGAGGUUUGAGAUUUGGUUUCGCAGGCGGCGGAAAUUUCAGGACACCUACAUUCUCCAAGCAAGCUCGGCAGAGGUCAAGAGCGCAUGGACCGAUGUCAUAGGGAGGAUCCUGUGGCAGCAGGCGCUAAAGAGCAGAGAACUCAGAAUCCAAGAAAUGGCAUCCAUGGGGAUAGGCAACCAGCCAUUCAUGGACGUCAAGCCCGGCGACCAGGCCCCUGACUGUGCAGUGAUAAGCGAGCUGGCUCCCAAAUGUGCAGUGAUGGGCUACCGGGCCCCCGACAGCAUCGUCAAGGGCACAGAGUCACAAAUGACAGGGUCCACAGCAGUGUCCUCCUCUGACCAUGCCGCCCCCUUCAAGCGACCACACUCCACCAUCUCAGACAGCAGCACCUCCUCUUCUAGCAGCCAGUCCUCCUGCAUCCUGGGGUCGCUGGGCCUGCUUGUGUCCUCCAGCCCAGCGCACCCGGGCCUGUGGAGCCCUGCCCUCAGCCCCUGGUCAUCUGACAUCAGAGCCUGUGUCAAGGAAGAUGAGCCAGAGCCAGAACUGGAGACGGGCACCCAGGCUGCAGUGCGUGAGGGGGCUCCUGCUGUGCUGCUGAGCCGCGCACACCAGGCCUGACGACUGUCAGGGGGGCAGUGCCCAUCGCGUAGCUGGAACGAUACAUAGGGAGCAGCACGCCAGGCCUGAUGACUCUGGGGGUGGCAGUGCCCAUCGCGUGGCUGGAACGAUCCAGAGGGAGCAGCACAGCAGGUGUCCAGGUAUUUCCCAGGAUUUUAGACACUCCCUAACAUUUUCAAACAAAUUUAAAAUUUUGUCUUAUUUAAAAAACAAACCUUCCACUUCCACCCAAGACAACAUCAUAGGAAACAAGACCUAAAACAAGACAAAAAAAGACUAAACAUGAAACAAAAGAUGUCAAGACACAAGACGUUUGGCAACAAAGGACCGCGAUCCCUGAGAGACAGGAAAACGGGAGGUGAGCCCAGUGAUGGCCUCAGACCUCCCUCUGCCUUGAGAGUUUGCAGGCCUCAGUGCAGGGAGGGGCCCAGGAAGAGCCCAGCAGCCUCCGUGAGUUGAAGAGACCAAGUCAGCAGGAGUUUGCAGGUCAGAGUGCCAGAGAGAGAUGCCUGCAUGGGGAAGGACUCACCAGAUCAGCCCCUUAGCACCCGUGGGGUGCUGCCCAUUCGCACACUCAAACAGGGAGGCUACCAAGGCUGGGAGCAACCUUUGAAAAGACCAAAGAUCAAUUCCUCGUACUCAUGUGGGCUGGGGACAGGACCCACUCCCACCAGUCAGACCAGGAAAACUCCCAAUCUGUGAGCAUUAGGUGGAGUUCUCAGAAAAUCUUGCCUCAAGAGUGGAGAUAAUUAGCCCUAGACUGAGCCCUGCUCCUGACUCACCUACAAAAUCAUAAAAGCAAGACCUAAAAUGAUCAAACUAUUCCCAGAUAAUUCACUCCAUCCCAGAACAAAGCUCCAGAUGAUCUAGGGGUUACCAAAGUGUCCGCACCCUACAAGGUACGGUGAACUCACAGUGCCUGACCUCGCAGUGCUAGGCAUGCAGAGGAGAAACCAAGGGCAAACAUGCCAAGGAGAGUCGCCUGGCAAAGCCAACCACCCAGAGUCGGCGUCGGUGCUAGAAUCACAGAACUCAAACUGUGGCUGAAACCGCAGCCCAGGCGUCCAGAAAGUUAAAGUUAAGAACCUGUAAUCCCAGCACUUUGGGAGGCCAAGGCAGGCAGAUCACGAGGUCAGGAGAUCGAGACCAUCCUGGC